AUGGCACUAGUAGCCCAAUUUGUAUUUAUCCAAAUCUGGAUACUCACUUUGUGCACCAUAGUGAAUGCAGGAGGUUGCUGGAGGAAUACAACUUGUUCAGGGCCUGAAGAUACUGCGUUUCCCGGAGAGUGGGAGAAGAAUAUCUACGCACCAUCAACACGAACAGUGCGUCCUAAGAGCAUCCUCCAUGCCUCUGAUACCCGGAGCAAAUUUCAGACAGGGUCAGGACACAACGUGCUGAAGGGUAAUGGCUCUCAAAUCAUAUUCGACUUCGGCCUUGAAGUCGGCGGAAUCGUCACGGUGGACUAUACUACAUCGGCGGCUGGGAGUCUAAAUCUAGCUUUCACAGAAGCCAAGGACUGGGUUGGUCCAUUCUCUGAUUCAUCGAAUGGAGCCUUUAAGUUCGGAGAUGGUUACUUGUCUUACGAUAUCACCGCGCCUGGUAAAGGGACAUAUACAAUGCCAGACGCAAAGCUUCGUGGAGGGUUCCGAUACUUGACUAUAUUCCUCACAACAGAUGAUACAGCGACUCUCAAGAUUGACGAUAUAACUCUCGAAAUCGGGUUCCAGCCUACGUGGUCGAAUUUGCGGGCUUAUCAGGGUUACUUCCACAGCAAUGAUGAGCUUCUCAAUCGAAUUUGGUACAGCGGAGCCUACACAGUACAGACGAACGCUGUUCCAGUGAACACCGGCCGUCAGAUUCCGACGGUGAAAUACGGAUGGGACAACAACGCCACCCUAGGGCCUGGUGAUACCAUAAUUGUUGAUGGUGCAAAACGUGAUCGUGCCGUCUGGCCUGGUGACAUGGGCAUCGCUGUUCCUUCGACGUUUGUCAGCAUUGGCGAUCUCGAAAGUGUAAAAAAUGCACUUCAGGUCAUGUAUAACACUCAGAAUUCAGAUGGUUCAUUCGCUGAAUCCGGACCACCUUUGAGUCAACAAAGCUCGGAUACAUACCAUAUGUGGUCUAUGAUUGGAACCUAUAAUUAUGUCCUUUUCACCAAUGAUACAGCCUUUCUUGAGCAUAACUGGGAGGGAUACCAAAAGGCAAUGAAUUAUAUCUAUGACAAGGUCAAUUACCCAAGCGGCCUUUUGAAUGUCACCGGACUCAGAGAUUGGGCACGGUGGCAACAGGGUUACAACAAUUCUGAAGCACAGAUGAUAUUGUAUCAUACCCUUCAGACAGGUGCCAAACUUGCUCAAUGGGCCGACGACACAACUGGGCUCUCCAGCACCUGGACUUCGAGAGCAGAUAACCUGGGGACAGCAAUCAACACAUACUGCUUCGAUGACGCCUAUGGCGCUUUCAAAGACAACGCCACCGCUACAACCCUACAUCCACAAGAUGCCAAUAGCAUGUCAAUCCUAUUCGGAGUUGCCGAUGCAGACCGCGUAGCAAGUAUCUCGGAAAAAUUGACAAAGAAUUGGACACCAAUUGGCGCCGUCGCACCAGAACUACCUGAGAAUAUCUCCCCAUUCAUUUCCUCUUUCGAGAUCCAAGCCCAUUUUGUCGCUGGACGCGCGGACAGAGCAUUGGACCUGAUUCGACGGGAAUGGGGCUGGUAUAUCAACAACCCCAACGGCACGGAAAGCACCGUCAUUGAAGGGUAUCUGCAGAAUGCAACAUUUGGAUACCGUAGCAGUCGUGGGUAUUACUACGAUACUUCAUAUGUCUCCCAUGCGCAUGGCUGGUCUUCCGGUCCCACGUCGGCACUCACAAACUACGUCCUUGGACUGUCUGUCACCGGGCCGUUGGGAUCAACUUGGCAGCUGGCACCGCAGUUUGGAGAUCUUGAGUCUGUUCAGGGUGGUUUCAUGACGGCGUUGGGUAAGUAUCAGGCUGCGUGGAGCAGGGCUUCGGACGGAUCGUAUGAAGUAUCAUUUGAGGUGCCUCAGAGUUCUGAAGGUGUUUUAAUUCUUCCUGCUCCAGGCGGAAGUGGCAAAAGGUCGGCAACAUUGAAUGGCAAGACAUUGAAAUGGGGUGGUGAUAAGACGAAGACGAUCUCGAUCAGUAGGGGAGGCUCGUAUCAGAUAGAAGUCCGUUCUGAGUGAAGAUCAUAAAUCCGGCAUGCCAUAUGAAGUGAGAAAAGGACGAGGAAGCUGCGGAGGCCGCUUGUGCGUUUGCUAGCGGGUGGCAAAGGCGGAUAGCCUGAAGCAUCCUAACACCGGCCUCGAAGGCAGAUACAUACAAAAAUGAAGCUGUGGAAAGCUAAUAAACACGAUUUCAAUACAUAAUUUAAGUGUUGAAGAACCAGCAAUUGCCGCAUCGCCACAAACCCAUAGAAAAAUGAAAAUAAGUCUGUAGACUACUUCAUGACAAAAAGCUUCGUGCAGAGUUCUGAUACCUAACCAUUUUCCUCACGGCAGAUGAUAUAGUGACCCUUAAGAUUGACUCCCACCAUUCAAGUGGGCGUAUAUCCUUCCAG
This is a messenger RNA of Talaromyces proteolyticus, 2423 nucleotides long. Its product is annotated as putative alpha-L-rhamnosidase B. Bases 1 to 2049 code for a protein of 682 amino acids. The transcript has 3 exons. Lineage: Eukaryota; Fungi; Ascomycota; Eurotiomycetes; Eurotiales; Trichocomaceae. Gene Ontology annotation, biological process: carbohydrate metabolic process. The record is from RefSeq and is a predicted model, not a curated record.